AUGGCUCAGUUGAUGUUGUCCCAGUCCUCUUCAGGAUUUGCUGCCAGCUCUUCCACCUCCGCCUCUGCAUCAUCACCUCCGACUGCUGCCACCUCGUCUUCGAGCUUGGUCGACACAACCGGGUCGUCACAACACACCCAACCGGUCGACAAUCCUGAAUUCUUCAACGAUCCGUUCACUGGUGUACCCAGUUCUCCUCCUGACGUAGCUCGACUCAUCCUGCUCUGCCAUUGCGAAGGUCGACCUUGNCCCUUUUCAAUCCCGGCAUCUCUGUUCUUCUUGUAUUGCUAUGCAUCACCCUGGAAAGAGCAUAGGCGCGAAUUCAAGAAGCGAUUCCCUCAGGGCGCGCGAAGAUUCAUGCUCGACUGCCGCUAUCGCCAGAAACUUGCGUCAUACACCCGUCUCUACACAGAAUGGCUCUUCAGCGGCGGUGCGCCAUCUUCACUCGCCAAACUUCAUCGCCAGGCCGACGGUUCGACUAGUGUCUCCUUCUCGGGAAAAGUCAGAGCUUGUAUCUACAUCCUCAGACUCUAUCAGCAGCGUGGUUACCCCUUGACCCGUUCCUGCGAUCAGAUCGCCUCUAUCUUUAGUCAAGAGGAUACGCCACAAGUUAGUCAGGAGUCCUGGCGCAAUGUCGUGCUACGCACCGAACAUCCUGAGACUCCUGACAACGUAUGGAGUCAAGUGUACCCCACACCUGCUCUACCAGAAUCCUCGUUGCCUGAGAACCCUAGAGGUCCUAGCACACUCGUUCAGACCGAGCCUUUCCGUGGUGUCACAUCUCUUCUACCUGACGAGCCAGAUGAUGUACCUGAGGGGUGGACUCUGUGGACGCCUUCAACUGUACCUGCCCUCCAACUUCUCGCCCGCAACAGAGCUUACAAAAUGCAAAGCCUAAAAGAUCUUAACUGCGAUAGCAGCAAGGUAGCUAUGCCAUUGCAUGAGUUAGAUGCCUAUCGAAUGAGACAGAACAGUAGCCAAAGUUCGAGAUUUCCAAGCCCGGAUGUUCUCGCCGGUGCAGAAGAGNNGAAGAGUUCUAUGCCGGAGCAUUGUCAACUGCAGCUGCCCUUCCUCGAACCUCGCAAUCAGCUUAUCGAAAGGCUGCCUCAGCCUCCUCAAUACAACACACCUGCACCCGAAGACGUCGCUGCACCCAAGCGUGGCAUAGGUCGUCCUCGCAAAUCAACCACCACUGCCCCUACCAAAGCCCCUGCCAGACCAACCAGACUCCGUCUCAUUGCGCCCCCCAGACCAAGCACCCCUGAACAAGCCGCUGCCUUUGAAGAAGCCAUGGACAACCACUCUCCCGCUCAUGCCUACAGUAACGAGUUUCCUGACGUCCAGACGUAUGAGAUCGAAAGUUCAUCCACACCCGACAGCUCGGAGUUCAAUGAAACAAGCUAUGAGAUAGCGUUGAUGGACAGUUCGAAGGCGAUCAAGAAGUAUGAAGCUCGCGGACUGAACGCAUAUGGUAUUGGAGUGAGGAGACUGGCCGAGGAGAGUGUUCUCUUCAACCGCAUGGAUUGGGAAUAG
This is a messenger RNA of Aureobasidium vineae, 1533 nucleotides long. The record is from the annotation of a GenBank genome assembly. NCBI's taxonomy places the organism in Eukaryota, Fungi, Ascomycota, Dothideomycetes, Dothideales, Saccotheciaceae.